Molecule: messenger RNA, 2122 nt
Organism: Sphaeramia orbicularis (orbiculate cardinalfish)
Lineage: Eukaryota; Metazoa; Chordata; Actinopteri; Kurtiformes; Apogonidae
Gene: bub1bb
Product: BUB1 mitotic checkpoint serine/threonine kinase Bb
Exons: 9
Coding region: 163-1452 (429 amino acids)
Biological process (GO): mitotic spindle assembly checkpoint signaling; meiotic sister chromatid cohesion, centromeric
Cellular component (GO): nucleus
Molecular function (GO): protein kinase activity
Source: RefSeq, a predicted model, not a curated record
GCUAUCAGCUCAUGCAUCGCAGUGGUUUGGAAAAGCAUCAAAAUAACCUUAUAACCGGUAUGAAAAAGGGUGCCUUUUUUGUUAAUCACUUUUGUUUCCAUUGUGUGAUUUGCACAUACCAUGAAAGCCCUGAACGAGGCACCUUGAGAUAAAAUCAUCACCAUGGCAGAAGGGGGAGAUGUAGAGUGGGAACUAUGCAAAGAAAACAUUCAGCCACUGAGGCGGGGAAGACACAUAUCAGCCUUACAGGAAGCACUCAGUCAGCAGCAGGAAGGAGACAACUCUGCCAUCAACCAGCAGAGACAGGCAUUUGAGUCUGAACUGCGUAUGUAUGAUGGGGAUGAUCCUCUUGACGUGUGGGAUCGGUAUAUUAAGUGGACAGAACAGACGUUCCCUCAAGGAGGGAAAGAAAGCCACCUUUCAACAUUGUUGGAAAGAGUCGCGACCAGAUUUACAGAAGAAAAGAAAUAUCACAAUGACCCUCGUUAUGUUGAGCACUGGAUUAAAUUUGCGAUGACCUGCCCAGAGCCUUUGGACAUUUAUAGGUACAUGCAGGCCCAGGGAAUAGGAGCAACUCAGGCUUCUUUCUACAUUGCAUGGUCUGAAGAAUAUGAGAAUCAAGGUAACAGUUGCAAAGCUGACCUGGUCUACCAAGAAGGAUUCAAGAAGCAUGCUGAGCCAAAUGAAAAACUUCAGCAGUUUCACAAGGCUCUGCAGGCACGUGUGUCCCGGCAGGUGAUGAUGAAUGUGGAAGAGGAUGAUAGUGAUGAUGAACCAAAACAACCUGAGAGAAUUUCUCUAGUUGAUCUGAAGCAUAGAGGGAAGAAAAAGGCUAUUGUCCCUGUGAACAGAACUGGGUCUGCAAUCAGAAGUGUUUCUGGAGGCCUGCAAUCACAGGGUACCAGUGUCCUCGGCAAUGCUUCAAAUAGCCGUUUGGUGAUAUUUGAUGAGAAUAAAAUUCCCAGCGCUGGUCCCUCAGAGCCUAAGCUCGAGUCCUGGGGAGCCCCUCCUACUGCAAGAGCAAAAGAAAAUGAGCAGAGGCCUGAAAAAUGGUGUGAUGUCAAGAUGCGUCAGAAGAAUAAAUAUGGACAAACUAUUAUGGCUCCACCACCUUCUAAACCCACCUUCCAACCAUUUGUUGAAGAGUCAGACCAGCCUCCAACAAUGACUCCAUGUAAGAUCAACCCCGCAGUGAACACAGUUUUAUCAGCACGAAAGCCUUGCCGAGAGGAAACUCCCCUGAAGAGAAUACAGGAGCUCCAUCAGCACCAGAAUGAGUCCGAACCUGGAAAACCACAGGAGGAGAGCAUGUACUGUAAAGAGCUGCUUCUAAGUGGUGUCACUGAAUUUUGCUUUGAGGAACUGCGUGCUGAGCGCUACCAUCAAAAGAUGGCACAAAAAACUGAGGUCAGAGGUCAGUCUGAUCAAGCCAGUGCCACUGAUGUAAAGUAACACAUCUCAACAUAGCACUUGUGUUUUCAAAGUGGAUUUUAAACUUCAUUUUGACAAGAUUUUACCUAUGUAUUUUCAAGUUCUUACUGUAUUUUUGUUGUACUGCUGUGAGUAUUGUCAAUAGAUUUUUUUUAUAUAUAAAAAAGAAUGUUUGAUUGGAAGAUGACACGUAACAUGGAUUGGAUGAAGUAAAAAUGCAAGGUACCUGCACAGUAAUUUCUUACAGCAUUCUGAAAACUACGGCACAAUGACACUAGAGAGACAUAAACAUGUGUCACUGAUAUAAAAGAAAUGCAAAAAAGGCAUCACUGUAGUAUUUACAGGGGUAGUCAACCAUAUAAAAUGUAAUUUUUUUUUUUUUUGUACAUACAAACCACAUGUUUUCCACUACUAUGACCACCGCUACAAAGAUAAACAAAAUUCUCUCAUUCCCAGUCGAGUAAUUAAUUUUUCUUGACUACAUUGUUCCUUAGGACAGCGCUUUUUAUGUAUGUUCCGUCUUAAAUUUAUUUGCGUUCUCUAGUAUUUCUGUAGCAGAUGUUUCAGUUCCACCAGAUGUAGAGAGAAGGCUGCAAUGAGGUGAAUCAGCUGGGUUUAUGUCUCAGCCACUAUAAAAUACACCAUGUACACCCAUGUCUCACUGAUGUUCAAUAAACGUGUUAAAAAUGUC